AUGGAGAUGUUGAGCUACGAUGAGGACGGCCAGCAUUGUUCCUUUUCAGGGACUGUGGGCUUGACGCCGCCGAAGCUAACACUGACACCGAUCUCGACGCCGUGUAUUCGACCGGAGCAACGACAGCCGGUCAAGAUAAGUGAUCGUCUUCUCGACAUUCCGUGUAAAGUAUGCGGUGACCGUAGCUCGGGGAAGCACUACGGUGUUUACGCCUGCGAUGGGUGCAGUGGUUUCUUCAAGCGAAGCAUCCACAGAGGCCGAGUCUACGUCUGCAAGCAACAAGGGAAAGGAGGAGGAGAUUGCCCCAUAGACAAGACCCAUCGCAACCAAUGCCGGGCAUGCAGGCUUAGGAAAUGCUUCGAAGCCCAGAUGAACAAGGAUGCUGUGCAACACGAACGUGGUCCACGCAAGCCAAAGAAUAAGCCUAUGGUUUCGAUAGAUGCCCGAUCGACAGGAACUCCUGGUACAAUUCGAUCCCAGACCCCAACCAGUACGACAUCGUUAAGCCCCUUGCCCCGUCAUACCGGGCACUCAAUCUUGCCCUUAACCAUACCGCACCGCCCCCUAACCGGGGACAAGUCCUCGCUUACAGGUGCCUCAGCCCCGCUGCCUCCCCCGUCGAGUGGCUUCAUAUCUACGUCUGUUUACUACGGAACGUUCUACCAUAGCUUACUCACCGCAGAGCACUACAACAUCAACCCGCUCGCGCUGGACGCCGUACGGCAGGAUGACGGCGGCGAGCUUAUCCUUCUUGAAGAAACCUGGAGAGACUUGUUUCUGAUGGGGAUGUGUCAGUGGGCGGUCCCUCUCGAAUCAGACGCCCUCCUUAAAUCCUUAGCGGUGAGCAUGAGUGUGAAGGGAGUCAAGACUUCAGCCGAAACUACGGCAGAGCUCGCAGCGCAGGUCCGCUACAUGAAGGAGACGGUUGCUAAGCUACGGGCGAUGAAAGUCGACUUCACCGAGUUCGCGUGCCUGAAGGCUAUAGCAUUGUUCAAAUCAGAGACCCGUGGUCUGAGCGAGCCCCAUCGCGUCGAGUCUCUCCAAGACCAAGCCCAGGUCAUGCUCGGGGACUACGUACGGUACGCUCACCUCUCCCAACCCCCACGGUUCGGCCGACUUCUCCUCAUGCUCUCUGCUCUUCGGGCCGUCAGCAGCAAGUUUUUAGAGAAGCUCUUUUUCAAGCAAAUCAUCGGAGAGAUACCGAUCGAAAGAUUGCUCAGUGACAUGUUCCAGACUUGUUAGAUGAAUUACCACGAUUACUUUAAAAAAAAACAACAUUACAUUAAAUUCGAACUAUUUUGUUUGCAGGUUGUUUUGUUUAAUUGAUUCAAAUAAAACUUAAAUAAACUAAAUGGCUAAACGAUUUACACAUCAAUUUAGCCAGAUGUAUCAAAUAUAGCUUGGGUG
Molecule: messenger RNA, 1407 nt
Organism: Strongylocentrotus purpuratus (purple sea urchin)
Lineage: Eukaryota; Metazoa; Echinodermata; Echinoidea; Camarodonta; Strongylocentrotidae
Product: nuclear receptor subfamily 2 group E member 1-like
Exons: 5
Coding region: 1-1242 (413 amino acids)
Biological process (GO): anatomical structure development; regulation of transcription by RNA polymerase II; cell differentiation
Cellular component (GO): nucleus
Molecular function (GO): nuclear receptor activity; RNA polymerase II cis-regulatory region sequence-specific DNA binding; nuclear steroid receptor activity
Source: RefSeq, a predicted model, not a curated record